This is a messenger RNA of Cololabis saira (Pacific saury), 2095 nucleotides long. RefSeq names its product Enah/Vasp-like b (gene evlb). Gene Ontology annotation, molecular function: SH3 domain binding; profilin binding; actin binding. The transcript has 13 exons. Gene Ontology annotation, cellular component: cytoskeleton. Lineage: Eukaryota; Metazoa; Chordata; Actinopteri; Beloniformes; Belonidae. The coding region runs from base 581 to 1810 and encodes 409 amino acids. Gene Ontology annotation, biological process: protein homotetramerization; positive regulation of actin filament polymerization; actin polymerization or depolymerization. The record is from RefSeq and is a predicted model, not a curated record.
CUUCCGUCUCCGAAGCGUAAAAACCAAAGGACUCUCAUUUCCAUUCAUUCUUCUCGCUACGUGGAUGAGGAGUGACUUCAUCAUUUCAGCCUUUCUUUUCCUCGUUUUUCCCCCAAAAUUGCAGCUUUACCAGCAAAAGGAUGACAUUGUGAUGAAAAGUCCGGAUUUUUACGUAUUGUGUUUUGUUUCCCUGUGAUACAUUGGGGAGGAAGCACCUUUGACUGGAGUCAUCUUUGUUCCUCUUCUCGCAGCUGCUGACUGUAGCCGCCCGAGAGUGGGGAAAUAGGUUAGUGUGCCUGUUCGGUGCCUGGCAGCAGCUGAUGGGAUUGAGAGUUCGGUGCACGGAGGAGAUGAAGGGGAAGGGGAUGCCUUUUCGGUGGUAGCGCUUCUGCAUCCCUGUGACCGCUGGAGGAGACUGGUGACUGGAAUGCUUCUGCUCAACUCCAGCCUUUAGUGGGAGUGUCAGCAAGGCAAAUUCAAGACAGACAAAGGAGAACUGCACCUGAGGCGGCAGAUUACAAGGCGCUUGUCAGGGAUUUUACAAAGGUCUUGACCUUUGCAUCUACUUUGCGCGGACACCAUGGACAUCAACCUUCAGUCUCACCGGUUUUAUAUUCCCCAGAUCUACUGUGCGGAUCCGGGGUUGCAACCACAGCUUGCUGAGUUCAAAGUCAGCGAGCAGAGCAUCUGCCAGGCGCGGGCCUCGGUCAUGGUCUACGAUGACACCAGCAAGAAGUGGGUGCCCAUCAAGCCUGGACAGCAGGGAUUCAGCCGCAUCAACAUCUACCACAACACUGCCAACAACGCCUUCAGAGUGGUGGGCGUCAAGCUGCAGGACCAGCAGGUGGUUAUCAACUACUCCAUAGUGAAAGGCCUCAAAUACAACCAAGCCACCCCGACCUUCCACCAGUGGAGGGACGCCAGACAGGUCUAUGGCCUCAACUUCGCCAGCAAGGAGGAGGCCACCACCUUCUCCAACGCCAUGCUCUUCGCCCUCAACGUCCUCAGCGCUCAGGAUGGAGGUCCAGCUCUCCAGCGCCAGGUCCAGAACGGCCCGACUUCAGAUGAGAUGGAAGCUCAGAGAGCAAGGCAGAUGAUGGAGCAGCAGCAGCAAAUGCAAGCGCACAUGGAGCGGGAACGACGGUCCUCCAACUCAGGUUCUCCUUUCCAAGGUCACCCUGUGGUGCUCUCCGUGGCCCCGCCUGUAGUACCUCCACCUGUGAACAUGGGCGGGCCUCCCCCGCCUCCGCCCCCGCCGGGCCCGCCGCCUCCGUCAGCAGGAGCGCCCCAGCCUCCUCUUCCUCCCCCGCUGCCUUUAGGAGGAGGCAGCCAGGGGGACGAGCCUCCUGCAGCCGCGGGCCUCGCCGCUAUGAUCGCUGGAGCCAAAUUGCGACGUGUCCAAAGACCUGAGGACAGCUCUUCAGGCGCCAAAAAUGAUGCCAACCGAACAAGUGGGGGGAGCGGGGGAGGACUGAUGGAGGAGAUGAACGCUCUGCUGGCACGAAGAAGGAAAGCGGCUUCGGAGAAGCCUGAGGACGGCCAAAAUGAUGACCCAAACUCUGCGUCACCCAGCGCUCGAGGUGGACAGAAUGUGACAGACGGUGCAAAGAAACCCUGGGACCGAGCGAACUCAGCAGACCGGUCGAUGGUUCCAAGGGUUCGGCCUGCAGGGGGCAGCAGCGACACAGACUCGUUAGACCUCGACAGGAUGAAACAGGUCAAAUUAACACACACAGCCGUUUCCUAUUUUAUUUUGGCCGUCUUUUCCAAAAGUUCAUUGAAAGGAAAUCCUGGACGAGGUGUUCCGUGAAUUGCACAAAGUGAAGGAUGAAAUCAUUGACGCCGUUAGACAUGAACUCAGUCGAGUUAGCACGACAUAAUCUUUGAGAGCUGCUCGCAGACAUGAACCACUUUUUCAAAGCAUCGCCCCUGCAGCAGCUGCCGUGGCCCUGAAGAGGAGGAGGAGGAGGAGGAGGAGGAGGAGGAGUCGGGACCAGGGGCCCAAACUUUUACAUCUGCUCUUCAUGUUCAGCUGUGGUGUGGAAGCAACGCGCCGACGUUGCAGUGACACCUCGGACGUCUCUGUGUAACAUUU